UAAUUAAUUUGGUAUCAGAGCACAUCCAGCACUUGUAAGGAGCAGCAGCAAUUUUUAUAAUAAUCAUCAUGAGGGUUUACAUUUUAGCAUCACUUUUAAGUGUAGCUUCUUGUGCACGCUUAGAUAAUCUAUCCUAUCUUCCUCCUACCCAAGGAUCUCAAUUAUCUAUCAACCAGCGUAACACCGCUGGCUUUGACAGCCAUUCCAGUGGAAGUUUUGCUGCAGGAGGUUUCUCUGGUCAUUCUUCUUCCUUUGGAGCUACUCAAAGUCAAUCUCAUGCAGCAACUUCUAAACAAAUUCCUAUUCUAAAAUUCGCUUCUGAUAAUAAUGGAGAUGGUUCUUAUAAUUUUAACUACGAAACUGAAAAUAGAAUCUCAGCAGAAGAGCAAGGAGAUGCUAGAGGAGAUGGUACUAAGGCUCGUGGUUCUUUUAGUUACUCUGACGCUGACGGUCAACAAGUUUCAAUUUCAUAUACUGCUGAUGAAAACGGUUUUGUACCUCAAGGUGCUCAUAUUCCAACUCCACCAGCAAUUCCUGAAGCUAUUUUAAAAGGUCUUGAAGAAAGUGCUGCUGCAGAAGCAAGAGGGAUAUUCGAUGACGGUUCUUAUCAUGGAGAAGGAUUAGCCGAAUCCCAGUUCCAUGGAGAAGGUCUUAGCGAAGGACAAUAUAGAGGUGAAGGUUUGGAUGCUGCCUCUUACAAAUCUGGAAGUGCUUCUGGUUCCAGCUUCGAUUCCUCUUCUUUUAGUUCAUCUGGAUCCAAUGCAUUUGCUGGUAAAGCUGCUAACAAUGGAGGAUAUCGAUAUUAAAUUUAUGAAGUAUGUUUUGUUAGACACAUAUUUUUGUGAAAAAUAAAAAUUGUACGGCAUAUUGCCAACAAAAGGCCAAAAA
Anthonomus grandis grandis is the source of this 888-nucleotide messenger RNA. RefSeq names its product pupal cuticle protein 20-like. Gene Ontology annotation, molecular function: structural constituent of chitin-based larval cuticle. Lineage: Eukaryota; Metazoa; Arthropoda; Insecta; Coleoptera; Curculionidae. Gene Ontology annotation, cellular component: chitin-based extracellular matrix. The transcript has 4 exons. The record is from RefSeq and is a predicted model, not a curated record. The coding region runs from base 69 to 806 and encodes 245 amino acids.